AUGCACAAUGCUCUCCCCCUCCUCCUCCUCUUGUCCCCCCUCGCAACAGGCACCACGCCCCCAGUCGUCGUGCACACCUGGGGCGGCCCCUUCACCGUCGCCGCCGACGCCGCUCACCACGCCCUCAUCAACUCCCAGUCCGUCCUAGACGCCGUCCAAAUCGGCGGCGCAGCCUGCGAAAACAACCAAUGCGACGGCACAGUAGGCUACGGCGGCUCGCCCUCGGAGAACUGCGAGACCACCCUCGACGCCAUGAUCAUGGACGGCAACACCCUCAACGUCGGCGCCGUAGGGGCCCUGCGUCGCGUCAAGGACGCCAUUGCCGUCGCGAGGCACGUCCUCGAAUACACAGGCCACACGAUGCUUGUCGGGGACUCUGCCACCCGCUUCGCCGCCCAGAACGGCUUCGAGGAGGAGGACCUGGCCACAGACCGGUCCCGCGACAUGUGCGACCAGUGGAAGCGGAACCAAUGCCAGCCCAAUUCGUGGAUCGGCGUGGUUCCUGAUCCCAGGAGUUCGUGUGGUCCCUAUACGCCAUUGAGGAAUGGCGCUUCAGGGACGACGACGCCAAGGGAAGACGGGGCGGAUAUCAGGGGACGAGGCCAUGAUACAAUUUCACUUGUUGCUCUGGGCAAGGACGGCAGCAUGGCCGCGGGGACCACUACAAACGGAAAGGCAUACAAGAUCCCGGGAAGGGUCGGCGACGGUCCCAUCACAGGCAGUGGCUCAUACGUCGACAGCCAGGUUGGGGGGUGUGGCGCUACCGGUGAUGGGGAUCUCAUGAUGCGGUUUUUGCCGUGCUACCAGGCUGUGGAGAGCAUGAGACAAGGCAUGUCGCCGGCCGCAGCUGCCGAGGACGCCGUGAGACGAAUGGUCAAGAGAUUCCCCAACAUCCAGACCGGCGUGGUUGUCAUGAACAACAAGGGCGAGCACGCCGGGGCGGCGAGUGGUUGGCAUUUUACCUAUUCGUUUCGCGGCCAAGGCAUGGAAAAGACGCACGUCGUUCAAGUUGACCCAAUAAACGGUCAUCAUGGCAUGUCAUUAGAGCUUUGA
Messenger RNA from Metarhizium acridum CQMa 102, 1053 nucleotides. RefSeq lists its product as uncharacterized. Gene Ontology annotation, molecular function: N4-(beta-N-acetylglucosaminyl)-L-asparaginase activity; asparaginase activity; beta-aspartyl-peptidase activity. Gene Ontology annotation, biological process: protein deglycosylation. Lineage: Eukaryota; Fungi; Ascomycota; Sordariomycetes; Hypocreales; Clavicipitaceae. The record is from RefSeq and is a predicted model, not a curated record. Gene Ontology annotation, cellular component: cytoplasm.